Orbilia oligospora ATCC 24927 is the source of this 342-nucleotide messenger RNA. RefSeq lists its product as uncharacterized. NCBI's taxonomy places the organism in Eukaryota, Fungi, Ascomycota, Orbiliomycetes, Orbiliales, Orbiliaceae. The record is from RefSeq and is a predicted model, not a curated record. The coding region runs from base 1 to 342 and encodes 113 amino acids. The transcript is spliced from 3 exons.
AUGAACUAUCCACUUCACCACAUCUACAACCCCGUCUCGCCUUCAAUCCCCGCCAUGGCGUCCACUCCCACAAACCGCCGUCCCGGUCCUCCUCUCCCAAGACCAGUCUUCCAGAACCCCGGGAAACCUGCCAGUACGAUUCCCAUUCCAACGACACCGGAGGAGUUGCCCGCGAAGUAUAAGGCUGCCCAUACAAGGGUCAAACUAAUCAUCAUCGCUCUGCCCAUCGCCAUCGUCAGCAGUUACAUGCUCUAUAAACGAGUCUACCUGGGCGAACAACCCCGCGCAAAACCCAUCCCGGACAGCGAAAGACGAAGAACGAUCAGAGAAAUCAAUAACUAA